AUCUAUGAGAUCAUUCACUUGACUGCCUCAAUUCUGAAUAUUUUUCCCCUUUUCCACUCCUGCUUCUUUGUGUUGCUCAACAUCUUCUUACUUAUACUCUAUUUUUGGCCUCUUCUUCCUUUAUUCCCUCCUCUUCUUUCCCCUCCUUUUUGUCUUCAUCUUCUUACACCAUCUCUCCCUCCCGCCAUGCUCUGCUAUGCUGUCGAGUGCUGACCCUCAAACCUCACAUUAGCAGAGUUUCGUGUUUUUUCCAGCCUCUCUUCGUGUCCCGAUCCCAGCCCUGUCACUCCUGUAAUCUCCUGAGCCAGGUCCGCCGGUGCGCCCAGUGCUUGUGUGCGACAAGGGCUGUGUGUGGUAGCCUGGUACAGCCUUUUCUCAUGACUGGGGAAUAAUCCUCAUUAGAACACUCUCCGAGCCUUUCUCACACACACUCUGCACACAUAUGCUUUAACACAUAGGCAUGCACGCGCAGACACCACACACACACUCACACUCACACACAUUUGUUACCCUGAUCUGUGGCUCUCAGGUCUAGUGAAGAAAGUCUUUCAGCCCGAGUAGCGAAACAUGUGAAAAAUUGGAGAGGACUUGUUCUUCUCAUCUUCUGUUUCAGGGGCUUUCAUCUCAAGGACAUCAACAUGCUUUGGCUACGCGCAGGUCAUGAUAUUAUCAGUUCUCUGGAGCCAGCCAACAUUGACACCAGUAUCCUGGAAGAGUACAUCAGCAAGGAGGACGAUAGCACUGACAUCUGUUUCUCAGAGGUCCACAGCACCCCAGGACCAAAUUACUCAUCUCCCCAGGCAGGAGUGUCCUCCUCUGGGGGGUUGGUGUGUGGUGUGAGCCCUCCUAUUCCACUUCGCCAAGGAGCGCCUCCGCCUGGGCCUCCUAACUGUCAGAACGCCUACCCCCCAGGUCCAUCCCUGGGCCUCCGACAGAACUACCUCUGUCUGGGGCAGCAGCAGCAACAGCAGCAGCAGGAGCAACACCAGCACCAACACCAACACCAGCAGCAGCAGCAGCAGCAGCAGCAGGAGCAGCAGCAGGAGCAGCAGGCGCACGUCACGCCUGAGCAUAGGGGCCACUACGCCCCGGGGACACUACCUGAGUCCCCUCCAGACUCCAGCUCAGAGCCGUACUCUCCUCAGCAGGUGAAUGAUCCUCACAUGAUCAGGACCAUGACACCAGAGAACAUGUGUCACAUGACUCCAACGCCACCCCUCCCACCACACGAGCACUAUCCCAGCAUGCAUCGGGACAUGUACCUGAAGCCUGAGCCCAUGAUAUCACAGUAUUCUAUUGGUCAAGCGACAAGCGGAAGUGGAGACUUGCAGCAGAAUCAGAUGCUCCAUCAGAUGCUGCAGCUUCCUCAGGGGCAGGACAACAUCCCCGCUCACCAGGCGAAGAAGAGGAAGCACUCGGACUCUCCAAACAGCACCCUCAAUUGCCAAAUCAUCACAGGUAUCAUCAAACAAGAACCAGGUUUAAUGCAGGAUGCAGACAACUCCUACAUGGACCCAAACUAUCAGUGCAUCAAGUGGCAGCCUCACCAGCAGAACAAGUGGACAACACUGUAUGACGUCAACUGCAAAGAGCUUCCAAUGCCAACCUACCGGGUCGAUGCUGACAAGGGCUUCAACUUCUCCUUGGCUGAUGAUGCUUUUGUUUGCCAGAAGAAGAAUCAUUUCCAGGUCACAGUAUAUGUAGGCAUGCUGGGAGACCCCAAGUACAUCAAGACAAGUGACGGCCUGCAGCCCAUCGACUGCUUCUAUCUCAAACUCAACGGAGUAAAGGUGCGCAGAGCAGGAAAAAUGGUGGAGGCGGUGAAUCAGUCUAUCAGUGUGGAGCAGUCUCAGUCUGACCGCAGCAAGAGACCCUUUAAGCCGGUGAUGAUCACCCUGCCCUCAGAGCAGGUCACAAAGGUCACAGUGGGACGUCUCCACUUCAGUGAGACCACGGCUAAUAACAUGAGAAAGAAGGGCAAACCCAACCCUGACCAAAGGUAUUUCAUGUUGGUAGUGGCGCUGCAAGCUCAGUCCCACAGUCAGAGCUACACUGUGGCUGCUCAAGCGUCUGAGAGGAUCAUCGUCAGGGUAACGUCUGGCCAUGCAUCCAACCCAGGCCAGUUUGAAAGUGACAGCGAGGUGCUGUGGCAGCGUGGCCAGCUGCCAGACUCGGUCUACCACCAAGGGAGAGUCGGCAUCAACACCGACCGGCCGGACGAAGCCAUGGUUAUCCAUGGCAACCUGAAGGUCAUGGGCUCACUGGUCCACCCGUCUGACAUCAGGGCCAAAGAAAAUGUCCAGGAGGUCAACACGACAGACAAUUUGAAACGGAUUUCUCAGAUGAGGCUGGUCCAUUAUCAAUACAAGCCUGAGUUUGCUGCCUCCGUGGGCAUAGAGAGAACUGCAGAGACUGGAGUGAUCGCUCAAGAUCUUCAGCGAAUCUUGCCUGAAGCAGUGAAGGAGGGGGGUGAUAUCGUGUUCGCCAACGGAGAAAUUAUCCCCAAGCUGUUGGUGGUCAACAAGGACCGCAUCUUCAUGGAGAACGUGGGAGCGGUGAAGGAGCUGUGCAAGCUGACAGACAACCUGGAGACUCGUAUCGACGAACUGGAGCGCUGGAGCCGCAAACUGGCCAAGCUGCGUCGCCUCGACAGCAUGAAGAGCACUGUGAGUGGAAGCACUGUCAGCCAAUCGGGGAGUUAUUUCAGCAGGACAGGAAGUGUCCCACUCGGGAAGAAGACAGUCAAACCUGGAAGCAAGAGUUCUGCUCCAGAUCCAGGCUGCAUCAGCCAGAGGUUCAUGCAGGGAACCAUCUUGGCUCUGGUCAUCGUCAUGGUCUUCAGUGUCAUCUCCAUGUCCGUCCUUUAUGUGUUGACUCUUCACCAUAGAGGAGACGUCACAGACAAAGAUGGGUCCAGAGCUGCACUGGGAUCCUCACACAAGAGUUUAUAUCCUCCAUUGUCCACCACCCCUGCACCAGCUUUUUCAACUACAGCCAUAAACAACCAAUCAGCUACAGGUGUGACAUUGAGUAACAACCAAUCCACACCAGAUUUAGGCAGCCCGGUUCCCACAACAGGACUUAUUAAUAAGAAGGCCAAGUCCAGACCAAUGGACAAAGACAUCCGCAAUAGAAACCGUCUGAGUCACACCUCAGCACCUUUGUUCUUUGCCAAGUCCAAGAGGCCAACGACGACAGACCUGGGCGAAGUGGGAGCUACCAACCGUCUGCCUCCAGGUCAGCCGCCACUGACCCGCAGACAGCGCAGCCUACACACAAAGGGAGGAAGGUCAGCUCCCGCUCUGACUGGUCUACGUAUCAUGGAGACAAACCAAGAGAUUUCAGCAAACAAUUGCGCCACACCUGAAAGCUGCAGCUUCACAGUAUCACUCCAUGGAAACAGAAAUUCCUCCAAAUCACAGAUAACUUUGCACAUGAUGUCCACGAACAGCGUAUGGGUUCGACAAUGUGGAGCCACCAAGGGACGCUUAUGCCCCCACCACACAGAGAGAGAGCUCUACGGGGGACAGACUUCAUCAACAAAGGGGACUCAUCACCUGUGGUCUGUGCCCUUGUUGUCCUUCCAGGACAUCACCUAUCACUUCCGUGUCUCUCUGUCUAGUGAAGUGAGCUGUGCCACUGAAGGAGAAACCUCUUCCUACUCCGACUACCACUUUCUCAUUCAAAGCAGCUGUGUUUGAGAAGGAAGACGAUGUGUCCCAGGGCCGCUACGAUGCACCACCUUUUCCCUUUGUGGUUCCAUGUGUACGCUGUUGUGAUGGGAUACGGUUGUCUCAUUAUUGUACAUUAUUUUUUAAAGAUAUUCAAACAGAACAAGCUAUAUACCACUGUCCCUACUGCAAUCCCCUCCAUAUGUCUAUGCAUUGGGCCAUCUCUUUUUGCUGUGAUCACUGGAUUUAUUUUUUCUGUCACUGAAAAUGUUUUAGAUCACUGUAAUUGACGACCAUGUUGUGUCACUGUUGACUGAGUCGAUACGUUUUAAUCUCAUUUAAUUGAUCAUCCCCAAGUCUAUACUCAAUACAAGCCACACUUACUUUUCAACAUAAUCAAGUUUCUAAAUGAAGCCCAGGCUAAGAUACUUUAGAUGACUCUGCACACAUUUAUGACGCUUUUUUCAAUUCAAUGAAUCUGCAUGUACACUGAAUCCAGUGUCAAGUGAAAACAAAAACACUUUUUAUACACUGUAGAGAAUAUCAUUGACUUCUGCUGAAAGCUUCAGUGAAUGGUUGCAACUUGCACUGAAUAUAUACCUCAGUAGUGCACACUGGCAAACCCUGGGUCUCUACAGUGGAGCAUUGUGUUUGAGGCUGCUGCAGUCGACCGACUGUCUGCCGUCUCUUCAUGCAACAUCUGACUAAACACGACACAGAGAAGGAAAUGCUGUGCGGGGUUUCUUUCUCAAUUGUGACAUUGAAUUAAACACCAAACUGUUACAUUACAUGGUCACGCAUAUGCAUACUAUAUCACAGAAAGCCUUAUUAUUAUUGUUCCUAAAAUGAAGUCAUACUAAUUUCAGCAGAUUCACUGGAAGACAUGCGAUAAGACUGGAUAAUUAAACAAAUCACUGGAAAUUAAAAUGUAGAAACACUGAUGGUUCUUAGCAUCUGAUAGUGGAAAUGCAACUAGUCCUACUGACAAUAUUUCAAGAAACACUGGAAUAGCUCACACUGUAUUUUGCUUACUGGACAUAAUGCUGGCAAAGCAGUACAUGGCAUAAAUCAUUUCAGGUGCAUGCCCAAUCAUUUCUUUAAAUUGAUACAUCUCAGCUCAGAGGCAACUUAAGGGCUGCUUUAGCGAUGGAAAUUCUAUUCUAAUGGCUCGAUCAAGCUGAGAGGGAGAUGCAUUUACUUACGCACACUGCAGAGUUAUAAUUGGAUAUUAUACACUGGACUGUUUUGUGUAUUUCACUGGAUGUUUUGAAUACUUUUUCUUGUGCCUAUACAAUUAAGAAUAUGCAGCGAUAACAUCGUGAGUGUAACUGAUUUGUAUGAUGUUUCCUUUUUUAUUAUCUUUUCUUCUUUAAGUUUCACUUACUCUCACCACCAUGCUCUUGUUACUUUUGUUAAAAUUGGUUGUCAAAUCCAUAUUACAUAUGUUUCUGUAUUCAGAAGGAAAGAGCAUAACAGUGUAUCUCAAAUGUAAAAUCAAUAUUAAAUAGGAAACAGCCAUCAGACAAAGGUUUAUGGAAUUUAGCAUAAUAUUAAGAAACUGUACAAUGCUUUCAGUAAAAGUAUGAUGACUUCAGUGGGUAUAGUGAACUAUUUUAGCUUAUUUAUAACGCACCAGCUAGCAUACUGAAACCACUGUAGCACUUUUUGCACUGUAUAUACAAACUGCUUUUGCUCGAUCCAGUGCACCAGACUGUUUUCAAUACUCUGGUAGAACUGCAUUACAUGUAACUGUAAAGCUUCAUUUUGUUACUACCAACGCUACUUUUUAUCUGAUAUGUUUUAUCAUUUUUUUUUAUAGUUGAUAUUUUUGUGGGUUGUUGUAUUGUUGAUAAUAUAUUAACUUUUUGCGAAUGAAGCCCAGAAAUGAUUGACCAGCAAGUACACAAACACACACACACACACACGUCCCACACACACGCACAUACUCUUUCUCUCACACACACACGCACACACACACCAAUUACAUUUCUAAUUGUAGCACUAUUUGUCAUGAUAAAAUGCCAUAACACUAAAACUUGAGUCCUUUAAUAUCACUACUUUAUCUUUUUUGCCCAUUUUAUCAUUACAUUUUCAAAGCUUUAUGUGAAAAUAUAAAAAAAUGCCCUGUAAUACGAUGUAAAUGCAUGUCGUAAAUACAUUUGUGAUUGGA
Molecule: messenger RNA, 5841 nt
Organism: Pseudoliparis swirei
Lineage: Eukaryota; Metazoa; Chordata; Actinopteri; Perciformes; Liparidae
Gene: myrf
Product: myelin regulatory factor
Exons: 26
Coding region: 639-3701 (1020 amino acids)
Biological process (GO): central nervous system myelin maintenance; protein autoprocessing; positive regulation of DNA-templated transcription
Cellular component (GO): nucleus; endoplasmic reticulum membrane
Molecular function (GO): DNA-binding transcription factor activity; sequence-specific DNA binding
Source: RefSeq, a predicted model, not a curated record